Auxenochlorella protothecoides is the source of this 714-nucleotide messenger RNA. RefSeq lists its product as hypothetical. Bases 1 to 714 code for a protein of 237 amino acids. The record is from RefSeq and is a predicted model, not a curated record. Lineage: Eukaryota; Viridiplantae; Chlorophyta; Trebouxiophyceae; Chlorellales; Chlorellaceae. The transcript is spliced from 4 exons.
AUGCCACGCCUCGUAUCAUUCGAUGUCGAUGGCACCCUGAUCAAGAGCAUUGGAGCCAGGGCCAACCAGCUGCACCGGGAGGCUUUCACUGCUGCCUUCAAACAAGUGUUUGGGAUUGACACCACAAUCGACGUGAUCCCGCACCACGGCUCCACCGACACCUUAAUCCUGGUGGCAGUGCUUGUAGUGCAUGGAAUUCCCAAGGCAGAGCAAGCCAUGAACAGCUACUUUGCUGCAAACAUCGACCGGGCCGGGGAUGGCUUGGAGGUGUUGCCGGGCGUUGUCGAUCUACUCAAGGCACUCAAGGAAGACACAGACUUCAUGACCUGCCUCGUCACCGGGAAUCUGGAGCCGAUCGGGUGGGGCAAGAUGCAGGCCCUGGGCCUGUCCGACCUCUUCUCGACGCCUCACUUUGGCGGCUUUGGGAGCGACUUCUGCAGCGGCAACACGGAGGAGACAUGGCGGGAUCGUGCCGAGUUCAUCCGCCUGGCAGCAAUGAAGGCGGCCGGGCAAGCAGAUGGCCCCAUAACAGCCCGAUUCCACAUCGGGGAUGCCCCCAUGGACGUCCAGGCCGCUGCAGAUGCCGGGGCUGUGCCACUGGGCGUGACCACCGGCAUCUACACCAAGGAGCAGUUGCUGGUGGCAGCUCCCAGCGCCACCAUCCUUGAAGGCCUAGGGGAUCUGUCGAAAGUCAUGGACAUAUUGAGGCAAUAA